Messenger RNA from Oryzias latipes (Japanese medaka), 4656 nucleotides. RefSeq names its product single-strand selective monofunctional uracil DNA glycosylase. The record is from RefSeq and is a predicted model, not a curated record. Gene Ontology annotation, molecular function: oxidized pyrimidine nucleobase lesion DNA N-glycosylase activity; single-strand selective uracil DNA N-glycosylase activity. NCBI's taxonomy places the organism in Eukaryota, Metazoa, Chordata, Actinopteri, Beloniformes, Adrianichthyidae. Gene Ontology annotation, biological process: base-excision repair.
UAUAAACAUAUCCGCAAUAUAUCAAUAUCUGUAUGAUUGUGGUUUGCAUCAAGGCAUUCCGUUUUGGAUUUUUUAAAUUUGGAUACUUGGAAUUGAGGAACAGUCCAGGUUUCUUGAGGGACCUGAAAGGUGAUUUGAAAUAAAAUUUAUUAUUUAUCAAUAUUAUCAUUACUACUCUAUCCCAGAUUGGUAAGCAGUCAAAAUGUAAAUAUUGCCUCCAAGUCUUUUCUACCUUAUUUACCCAACAGACCUCUGCCCCCUCAUCCCACCACACUCCCCCAUCCAUCUUUCCGGUCCUUGGAGAACUGCGUGGUCUGAUGGCAGAGAGGACAAAAGGCUUCCUCAGUCUGUUUGUGGACAUCAGUCUGUUGCUGAGUGUGCUCUCCUUUGUGUGAAGACCGAGUACAGAGCUGCGUUUUUCAUGACUUGGACGACACCGUCUGUGCUGCUGUCCCUGCCUCCACAGUUCAGCUUCAUUCAACAACCAAGCUUCCCUUUAAUAUCACACCAGCUUUUGGUGCUCUUCUUAUUUAAUGCUGCACCUGCUGUAACAAGUUUUAUUGUUUAUUUCUUCCAGUGUAUUCAUCUAAAUUUGACUGCAAUGACACUGAUUUGGCUGUAGAGGGCGACAACCGCUCUAUUUAAUGUUAAGAGGCAGACGAAGAAGUACUCUUUGUUUACGAUUGUUGGGCACAUUUCUGCCCCCUAAUGUCUGGUUUUAAUUGGACAGACAAAAUAAUCCUUUAUCUUUGCAUUUAAAAAAUGUUAAACAGCUCAUUUAAUGAUCAGAGCCAGCUAGAAUGCGGAGGCGCAGGCGGCGGAAGUCUGCUUCUCCAUGACUCCCGUAGCUCCGCAGACGGGAUCUCCUCCUCCAAGUUCCUGAAGGCUGAGCUGGAGCUCAACGCCCAUCUGAGGGGCCUGACAUUCAGCGAGCCUGUCCGCCACAUUUACAAUCCGCUGGAGUAUGCCUGGGACACCCACCGCUGCUACGUGGAGAGGUACUGCCGCGCCGGGCAGAGCGUCCUGUUUUUGGGCAUGAAUCCUGGACCCUUCGGCAUGGCACAGACCGGGGUCCCUUUCGGUGAGGUCAGGUCAGUUGUUGAUUGGCUGAAGAUCACAGGAGAAGUUGGUCGCCCUGACAACGAGCAUCCCAGGCGUCCCAUCGUGGGUCUGAGGUGCACCCAGCGUGAAGUGAGCGGGGCUCGGUUCUGGGGCCUCUUCAAAAAACUGUGCGUGGAACCAGACCGUUUUUUCAAGCACUGCUUUGUUCACAAUCUGUGUCCACUCGUCUUCAUGAAUCACGGUGGGAAGAAUCUAACCCCCCCGGAGCUGCCUGCAGCUGAGCGGGACGCCCUCCUGGCCAAUUGUGACAGCGCUCUGUGUGAAGUGGUGAAGGAGCUCCGCUUCUCUAUGGUGAUCGGUGUGGGGCGGGUGGCGGAGCAGCGGGCCCGCAAGGCGCUGUCCGCUGCAGGGCUGAGCGUUCGGGUGGAAGGCAUCAUGCAUCCAUCACCCAGAAACCCGCAGGCCAACAAGGGCUGGGAGGAAGCUGCAAAAACCAAACUGGAGGAACUUGGAGUUCUUUCCCUUCUGUGCAACACUUCUGAAGAACAUGGUCUUCUGCACUGACGUCAGUGUCAUCAAUGACACUGACAGAAAACAGAACUUUUUAUACAGGUCGAGAAACGAGCUUUGGAAACAUUUUCUGAUUUGUUAGAAAGUUUCUUGCUCUUAUAGGCUUGGGAUCAAACAGAGCGUGCUUCAUCCUAAGGUCAGAAAGAAGGAAGGUCUUCCUCCUUCAGGAUUUUUUAGACAGUGGAAUUUAUGUUUUCCAGGUCCUGAAGCAACUAAAAACCCCUCAGACCAUCACACUCCCACCACCAUAUUUCUGUUAGUGUGUUUCUUUUCUAUGAAAAGAAACUUUUCUAUGAUUAGAUCAUUUGUUUUCAUUGAUGGCGUCUUUUAUAUUGAUCCUCAACCUGCAUUGAUGCUGCUGGUUGUCUAUCUACUCUUGCUCCUUCUGAUCUGUUUUGGUUUUUGCCACUGAAGUGCUGUUUGAACAAUUCUCUCUGAGAAGCCAAAAACUUCACUCUGGAAGCAGUUCAUUAGAAAUUUGCCUCCAGGUUUUAGGCAGACCAACCCCACUCCUCCUCCCCUCCCCGUUGCUGAGAGCUCUCAGUUUUCAUGCUCUCCCGCUAGCUUACAGCCUCUCACAUCCCCAAACUAAUAACCGUUUGAGGCAAAUACCAGUUUUCACCUUAAUGUUCUUUAUGUAUGUCCUCCAUCUUUAGAAAAAUCCCAACCAUAACAUAUAAAAACCCAUCAGAGUGGGUCUUUCAUUCUUGGUUCGUCAGAUUUUUCCUACAGAACUCUGAAGAACUUUCCUGUUCUUGCUCAGGUUUUUGUGAUGAACUCUGUUGUGCAGGUCCUUGUUCUCUGUCAGUUUCAUAUGGUGGAGUUUUUAACUCUGCGGUUGCUUAUCUGGGGUCUUUUGUGACUUUUAGAAUGAGUUGCAUUGUACAUUUUGGGUAAUUUUGGGGUUCCUGUGGGAAGGUUCACCACUGUUCCAGGUGUCUUCAUUCGUGGAUAACGGCUCUGUAGUUCUCUGGUGCCCCAAAGCAUCCAUAAACGUAAUUGUUUUUUUUAGAUUGCAGCAUAUUGAAGAUCUCAACUUUGUCUGGCAGGUCCUUUGAACUGGUUUCUUGAUGGAGAAAAGCAGUCAUCAGUGGUUAGAAAGAAUAAACUCAGCUCUCCAAAGACGGACCACAGGUUGAGCUCAAACAUCCAAUGUGGCAAAAAGUAGGAAAUCAGAACAGCAGCAAACACUUUCUCACACUACAGGAGCUGAACAAUUGUGUGUUUUUUUCUUCAUGUUUACAUUUGAAACUCAGGUUUUGUGUAACUUUUAGAGAUACUAGAAAAAUGGUUUAAUGGGUUUUACACUAUAUUACCAAAAACCUUUUCUCACCUGCCUUGACUCAAAUGAACUGAAGUCCCAUUCCUGAGUUCAAUUUGAUGUCGGUCCACCUUUUGCAGCUUUUACAGCUUCAAGUCCAUUGGGAAGGCUGUUCACAAGGUUGAGGAGUGUGUUCUGUGAUGUCACAUGGGUGAUGUCACACACAUCGAUGUUGAUGGAGAAGUCCUGACUCUCAGUCUCCGCCCUUAUUCAUCCCAAAGGUGUUCUAUGGGGUUCAGGUCAGGACUCUGUGCAGGCCAGUCCAGUUCAUCCACACCAGACUGUCAUAGCGGCGGCCGUGGUGCGGUGGUAGGGCGGUCGACUUCUGAUCGGAAGAUUGCAGGUAUGAUUCCCGCACUGCCGGCCCCAUGUGUCUUGUCUCUGGUGGAAGGUUGGUGCCAGCGUUCAGCAGUGGAGCCGCCAUCAGUGUAUAAAUGUGUGAAUGUGACUGUAAAGCGCUUUGGGCCUUCGAAUACGGUAGAAAGUAUAUAAGUAUACACCAUUUACCGUCCAUGUCUGUAUGGACCUUGCUUUCACAGUCAUGUUGGAGGAGGACAGGGCCUCUCCAAACUGUUCCCACAAGGUUGGCAGCACGGAAUUGUCCAAAAUGUUUUGGUGUCCUGAAGCAUUCAGAGUUCUUUUCACUGGAACUAAGGGGCCAAGCCCAAGUCCUAAAAAUCAACCCCACACCAUAAUUCCUCCUCCACCAAACUUCACACGGCACCAUGUCAAAUGUACUGUUCUCCUGAGAACCUCCAAAUCCAGACUGGUCCAUCACAUUGCCAGAUAGAAAAGUGUGAUUCAUCACUCCAGAGAAGGUGUCUCCACUGCCAUAGAGUCCAGUGGCGGUGUACUUUACACCAGUGCGUCCGACGCUUUGGUUGAUGUGUGGCUUGGAUGCAGCUGCUCUGCCAUGGAAACCCAUUCCACAAAGCUCUCUGUGUACUUUCCUUGGGCUAAUCUGGAAAUCACAUGACUUUCUGAGCUCUGAAGCAAUUGGCUGUGCAGAAAGUCGACGAACUCUUUAGGCUAUGCGCUUUAGCAUCCUCUGACCCCUCUCCGCCAGUGGCCCACAACUUUGUUGCAGAGUUGCUGUUGUUCCCAAACUUCCAAUUUGUUUUGAUAGAGCUGACUCUGGGAUAUUUAGGAGCUAAGAAAAUCUCACCACUGGAUUUGUUGCACAGGUGGCAUCCUAAGACAGUUCCACGUUGGAAUUCACUGGGCUCCUGAGAGCGACCCAUUCCUUCACAAAUGUUUGUAAAAACAGUCUGCAUGCCUGGCUGCCUUAAUUUAUACACCUGUGGCCAGACCAAGUGAUUAGGACACCUGAUUCUGAUCACUAGGAUGGGUCAGGCAAUACUUUUGGUAAUAGCAUAUAUGGGGUAAGAUGGAAAAUCUGUUAAAAAUAUUUUUUUGAGAUUUUGAUUUUUAGACCUUUUAAACCCGUUAAGCUCAAAGAUGUUGGAUAAUGUAACUGAAAGUAGCUCAAUACUGGUUUAUUGAAAUGCAAUUUUACAUGUGGAGUUAACGUUUUCAGCUUGUUUUAUCUUGUCAACACAUUUUUAUGUACCUUUAUUGUGUCUGUUUCAUAAAAUUAUAAUGUUUUGCCACAAAAAAAAAACUGGAAAACAAAAGCAAAGGAACCUCUAACUUUAUAUUCACCCCUAUGAUCUCUGCAUUAUGAAUAAAUCCAAUGAAAUUUG